GGCAGUUGUGCGGUCAGCUGUCAUCGCGGGGUCCUUCUACUGGAGGUGACAUUCAGUCGACUAGCAGGCACCGGGGGAAGCGGUUAGCAUCGACAAACACUUCAAUAUGGCACAGGCAUUGCAAAGGAUGGUCGCCAGAGUACCUUCGCUGGUCGGCGCCGCUGUCACCUACUCCAAACCUCGGCUAUCAACUUUCUGGUACUAUGCCCGUGUUGAACUUGUCCCCCCUUCCCCUGCCGAGAUCCCCAAGGCCAUCGAGGGGGCAACCAACCUCAUCAAGGGUCUCCAAACAGGACGUCUCGGUCAAACAACGGUGAAGGAUGCUCUAAGGAAUGGGCUGGUGGCCACUGAGGUGUUGAUGUGGUUCUACAUUGGAGAGUGCAUUGGCAAAGGAGGCAUAGUUGGCUAUGAUGUCUGAAUUUUGGACUGACGUGCUUUUUUUCUCUUGAGCGUUUUAUGCUCAACUUCCUAUAAGAAUCCUGGGAACCAAUAAACAAAUGUCUAUUGUUAAAAAAUACA
Molecule: messenger RNA, 519 nt
Organism: Scophthalmus maximus (turbot)
Lineage: Eukaryota; Metazoa; Chordata; Actinopteri; Pleuronectiformes; Scophthalmidae
Gene: atp5mg
Product: ATP synthase, H+ transporting, mitochondrial F0 complex, subunit g
Exons: 3
Coding region: 107-418 (103 amino acids)
Biological process (GO): proton motive force-driven ATP synthesis
Molecular function (GO): proton transmembrane transporter activity
Source: RefSeq, a predicted model, not a curated record